Megachile rotundata (alfalfa leafcutting bee) is the source of this 2065-nucleotide messenger RNA. RefSeq names its product coiled-coil domain-containing protein 22 homolog. Gene Ontology annotation, biological process: positive regulation of ubiquitin-dependent protein catabolic process. The record is from RefSeq and is a predicted model, not a curated record. Gene Ontology annotation, molecular function: cullin family protein binding. Lineage: Eukaryota; Metazoa; Arthropoda; Insecta; Hymenoptera; Megachilidae.
UCUUCAGUGCACAAAUGUUUGUUCACUCGUAGAGAGGUUAGAUUUGUGAAGUUCAACAUAAAUUUCUAAAGAUACGAUAAUACUAUAGAAAAUUUUAGAAUUUUCACGUUUUUACAGAUGAUGGAGGAAGUUGACAAUAUUAUUAUUCAUUCAUUACGUCAAAUAGGCUGAUAUACUUUGUUAUUUAGAAUGUUAACAAUAAACAGAUACCAUUAUAUUAGAGAUAAAUAUUAAUCACAUUUUAGUGACAUAGACGAGGGUAUAACAAAUCUCAGUGGUUUUAAUACGGAACUAGUGGUAGAUGCAACAAUAAAAUGCUUGGAUAUAAUAAAACCAGGUCUUGGAUUAUCUACUGUUUUACCUAUAAAUAUGGCAGCCCGUUUUCGACUGGGUGCUACACUUGCUCAAGCAUGUUCAGAACUAGGAUACAAAGGUGAUAUUGGCUAUCAAACAUUUUUAUAUAGCUCAGAAGCUGACCUACGUAAAGUUUUUAUGUUUUUGAUUGAGAAAUUACCAAAAGAAAGUGAUAAGCCAUUAAAUGAACCGAUUAGUAAUAUUGCAUUAUUAGAAAAAUCUAUAGCAACAGCAGUAGAUCAAAGUUUGUCAGUAUCUUGGUUGCCGCAUUACUGUCAUACAAAAGGAUUUAGAAAUAGGGGAAGAGCAAGUAUCCCUUGUAAAUCUGUGAAUUUAGAAAUACCAAAAGUAGAAGAUGGAGAAGAAUAUAAAGAAUAUUUCAUACAUUAUCUACAGUCUGUUCCUGAACAAAUCCAAAGUGCAUCAUCUGUUUUACCUUCUUUGAUAUCCUACAAUGCAAGAAGUACUUGUUCUUAUUCAAUGAAUAUUCUUGAUCGAAUAAAUUGGUUGAACGAGCAGUACUGUAAUAAAAUCACUCAGAUUAAUACAUCUGGUGAUGUUAAAGUUCUGAAUACAAUCCUGGUAAAAAAUGCAACAUUACCCUCCAAAGAAUCUCAGGUAAAAAACAACGGUACUACAGAAUCUACGCUUGUGAAAGAGAAACCACUUACACAAUUAGAUAAACUGGAAGAACAAGAUUUAAAAGUAGAAAAAAUAAAAGUUGAAUGUGAAAAUUUCAGAAGUAAUAUAGAAGAGUUACAAGACGCGAUUAAAAAGUUAACUACCAGUGUGAGUCAAAUAACAAUAAAUUAUCAAAAUGAAGAAAAGGAAUUAACAAUUAAUGAAGAACAGAAAAAAUUUAAAGCAAGAAUAUAUGACCUAUUACAAGAUGGUGAAGAAAACAUUAAGAAAUUAGAAGCAGCAAUUGAAAUUAGUACAAAUAAAUUAAUUAAUUUAAGUAACCAGUGGGAAAAACAUAGAGUACCAUUAAUUGAGAAAUAUAGGCAAGAAAGAGAAAAACAUUCAACAAAAGCUAGUGCAAGCCAAAAGAAGCAGGAUGAAAUCAAACUGUUAAAAGAGAAGGAGAAAGAACUUCUAGAAGAAUGUCGUAACAAAGAUCAACAGUACUCACAAUUAGUAACAGAAGUUCAUAAACUUCCUAAAGAAGUAAAUAGAUCCGCUUAUACCCAACGAAUUUUAGAAAUAAUUAAUAAUGUUAGGAAACAAAAGGACGAAAUCAACAAAGUUUUAGCUGACACACGAGAAAUUCAAAAAGAAAUCAACACUCUUACAGGCAGAUUGGAAAGAUCGUUUACGGUUGUUGAUGAAUUAAUAUUUCGAGAUGCAAGAACAAAUGAAGCAUCAAGGAAGGCUUACAAAUUACUAGCCACACUACAUUCUGAUUGUAGCGAACUUGUAAGUUUAGUAGAAGAAACUGGUGCGACUAUACGAGAAAUAAGGGAUUUAGAAGAACAGAUUGAUUCUGAGUCCACAAAAAAUGUUGGGGCAAACUUAGAGAGGAUAACUGCUGAUUUGAAACAAAUGAAGCAAGAAACGGCAGCAUUAACAGCACAACUACAGACUAAAACUUCGUGAUCGUUAUGUAAUAUGUGAUACUGUAAUAUAAAUUGUAAUAACAACGACCAGGACAUUCCUCAUAAACGAGUACGAUUCCGAAGACCAAAUUUUAUAGUCAUAAAUAAUACAAAAG